Molecule: messenger RNA, 1107 nt
Organism: Cherax quadricarinatus
Lineage: Eukaryota; Metazoa; Arthropoda; Malacostraca; Decapoda; Parastacidae
Source: RefSeq, a predicted model, not a curated record
CCUUUUCUCUCAUCGCCCAGCUUUAAGCAAAAAAAUUUUUUCUCGUACCAUGGAGAAGCCGGGUUCGAUACGGCUUGUGUUGUCAGUGGCCCUGAUAAACCCAACACAGAAAAGAAAGAAAAAAGAAGUUUGUUUCAUCAAAGCUCAACAAAUUUAUGCAUCCACGAAAUCCGUACCGUACUCCUCCCAGCUUCAAAAAGCUUUCCAUGAAAUUUCCAGAAUUUCGAGCUUACUGCACUUAUGAUGUCAGUGGUAAAGUUCAUUUAGACUUCAAGAAUCCAAGAGCUGUACGUGCUCUCACAACCAGCCUUCUGGACCAAGAUUUUGAUCUUAAGGUCAGCAUUCCUGAUGACCGACUGGUGCCAACACUUCCUUUACGCCUCAAUUAUUUGUUAUGGAUUGAAGACCUGCUGACACAUGCAGCACACUAUGACUCUGAGCACUUAUGUCUUGGCCAUUGAUAUUGGUGUUGGAGCAGCAUGUGUUUACCCACUGUUAGGAGCGAAACGCUUUGGCUGGUGUUUUGUGGGCACUGAGAGUGACCAACUAAGUUUUACAAGUGCUCACACAAAUGUUCAAAAUAACAAUCUUCAAGAUAAGAUAUUUUUAAAAAAGGUUGAAAGUAAUAUUAUUUUUAAAGAUGUGAUAGGUGAAGAAAAGGUAAAGUCUUGGACAUUAGAGUGCAAAUUAAGAAGUAAAGUUGACAUUGCUGAAUGUUCUAAGAAAUGUGCUGAGUGUGAGCCACAGGCAUCUCAGCUGAACCCUCAGAAUGAAGUAAACUUUGAUGAAGGUGCGAUUCAUGAAAAAGUGACAGAAGGCGGAGAGAUCUCCUUCAUCACAAAAAUGAUAGAGGAAAGUCAGUUAUUCAAGGAUAAAAUAAGGUUGAGCAGCAUCAUCAGCACGGCCGAUCAACAGCAGCACACAGCACGGCCACAGCAUCGCAGCACGGCACAGCAUCCAGCACGGCCCAGCAUCACAGCACGGCCACAGACGACUCACAGGCACAUCAGCGCACGGCGCAGCAUCUCAGCACGUCACACAGCCACAGCACGGCCCAGCAAUAGCAGCACGCUACAGCAUCAUCUCAGCACGGCCACACAGCAGUAG